Molecule: messenger RNA, 1842 nt
Organism: Arachis duranensis
Lineage: Eukaryota; Viridiplantae; Streptophyta; Magnoliopsida; Fabales; Fabaceae
Product: heat stress transcription factor A-5-like
Exons: 3
Coding region: 90-1529 (479 amino acids)
Biological process (GO): regulation of transcription by RNA polymerase II
Cellular component (GO): nucleus
Molecular function (GO): RNA polymerase II cis-regulatory region sequence-specific DNA binding; DNA-binding transcription factor activity
Source: RefSeq, a predicted model, not a curated record
CACACACCCCACGUUGAAGUCUUCUUUCUUUCCAAUGAUUCUCUCUCUAAUUACUUCAAGAAGGAGAGGAUUUUCUAGAAGGAUCUGGAAUGGAGGGAGGAGCGCCGCAAUCCACCGGAGGAGGAGCAGGAGGUGGACCGGCGCCGUUCUUGUUGAAGACUUAUGACAUGGUUGACGAUUCCGCCACCGAUGACAUCGUUUCUUGGAACAGCUCCACCAACAACAGCUUCGUUGUUUGGAACCCGCCGGAGUUCGCGCGCCUUCUUCUACCUACCUAUUUCAAGCAUAACAACUUUUCUAGCUUCAUUCGCCAGCUCAAUACCUAUGGAUUUCACAAAAUACAUCCUGAACGGUGGGAGUUUGCCAAUGAUGAUUUUAUAAAAGACCAAAAGCAUCUUCUUAAGAAUAUCCACCGCCGGAAACCUAUUCACAGUCAUAGUCAUCCUCCCGGCUCUGUUGUGGAUCCAGAAAGGGCAGCAUUUGAGGAAGAAAUUGAAAAACUUAACCGUGAGAAAUCUUCUAUUGAAUCUAAUAUUUUCAGCUUCAAGCAACAUCAGUCAACAGCGAAGAUUCAUCUAGAAGAUUUUCAGCAGCGAUUAGAUGGUAUGGAGAAGAGGCAGAAACAUUUGCUGAACAUUUUCGAGAAGGCUCUUCAGAAUCCUACUUUUGUUGAGCAGCUUUCCCAGAAAAUUGAGUCCAUUGAUUUAUCAGCGUAUAACAAGAAAAGACGAUUGCCUCAAGUUGAUGACAUGCAACCUGUUGUAGAAAGUAGUUUUGUGGACAAUCCUAACAAUUUUAGAAUGGAAUUCGGGAAUGUUUUCCAUCAAGAUUUCUCGAACAAACUCAGACUGGAAUUGUCACAAGCUGUGUCAGAUAUGAACUUAGUGUCGCGUAGCACACAAAGUUCAAAUGAACAUGGAGAAAGUCCACAGAAGAAAAUAUCCGAAGGAGAACAAACAGGAAUCCAGACAAGAACAUCUGUUCCAUUUGCACCAGAAACAUUGGAGCUUGCUGAUACCGGGGCAUCUUUCACUUUCAAGAUGGAUUCAUGUUUAUCACAAAGAGCGACUUAUGCUGAGAGCCCAAAACUGUGCUCAUUGGAGCCAAGUAGUGAAGAAGGUGAUAGUCACAUAUCCUGCCAACUUACUUUGGCAUCGUGCCCGUUUAAGGUCAACAGAAAUUCAUACUCAGCAAAAGCACUCCAAAUAGACACUCAAGAAAUUGGCAAGCUGGCAGAGCCUAGGUUUCAUUCCAACAGUAAAGAAUCCGACAGUGGAGUUUUCUCAAACCGGAACCAAGCUAAUGAUGCAACCAAUUUGGCUUCUUCACUGGAAACUCCAAGUAACAACCAAGUUACUCAGCCAAACAGGGUAAAUGAUGUGUUUUGGGAACAGUUCCUUACUGAAAGACCAGGCUGCUCAGACAAUGAAGAGGCAAUAUCCAAUUACAGAGGAAACCCGUGCGAUGAGCAAGAUGAAGGAAGGUUGAAUGCAAGGAAUGUUAAGAACAUGGAUCAGCUUACACUUUAAGCAUGCUGUAAUUUAGCACUCGUUAUAGUAAUAGUAUGUAACAUUUGCAUGGUUUUCCAUACCAUACACAUACAUAGUUUGACACUUGACAUCAGUUUGUGUGAUGUCGCAGGAGGCUGAAAUUGUUAGGUAUACAAUGUUUCAUGUUUGGCCUUUAUGGCUUACCGCCUCUGAAAAAUAUAGAAUUUGUGAUUGCUUUGGAGACUGGUGCAUGCAAUGUAAUCUAGCUCAUUAACGGUGUUGUAUAUUGAGUUAUCCUUUUCACAGGAAUUAGUGUAAACGAAAUGGGGUGUUGUCCCUAAGAUUAUUGUUU